AUGUCUAGAUUGACCCCUACAUUUGAGAACAUGGUUACUUCUGAAAUUAUUGAAACUUGCUGGGCACAUGAUUUUACAGAUGUUGUGUUGGUUCACGAAAAUCGUGGCGUACCUGAUGGUUUGUUUAUAAUCCACCUUCCCUUUGGUCCAACGGCGUUUUUUGAACUGCUCUAUGUGGUUACAAGACAUGACAUCAAGGACAAGAAAGCUAUGGGAACGAUGCCGCAGGUUUAUCCACAUUUGAUUCUUGACAAUUUCACGACCAAGAUAAAGAUGGGAACACUGGAUCAGACUGAAGCCCAGGAUGAAUGGGUCUCCAAGUGA
This is a messenger RNA of Prunus armeniaca (apricot), 324 nucleotides long. Lineage: Eukaryota; Viridiplantae; Streptophyta; Magnoliopsida; Rosales; Rosaceae. The record is from the annotation of a GenBank genome assembly.